Nanorana parkeri is the source of this 1187-nucleotide messenger RNA. RefSeq names its product proteasome 26S subunit, non-ATPase 14 (gene PSMD14). The coding region runs from base 135 to 1067 and encodes 310 amino acids. The transcript is spliced from 11 exons. NCBI's taxonomy places the organism in Eukaryota, Metazoa, Chordata, Amphibia, Anura, Dicroglossidae. The record is from RefSeq and is a predicted model, not a curated record. Gene Ontology annotation, biological process: proteasome-mediated ubiquitin-dependent protein catabolic process; protein deubiquitination. Gene Ontology annotation, cellular component: proteasome regulatory particle, lid subcomplex. Gene Ontology annotation, molecular function: proteasome binding; protein binding; metallopeptidase activity.
GGUGACGUCACCCUGCACCCGGAAGUAGUUUCUGCACACCGCUUUGAAUGAAAUCCGGCUGAUUCACUGCGGCUUCCGGCAGGAUACUCUGGUGAAGUUAGAAAGGUUCAGCUCAGCGUUGUAGUGUAAGAAAUAUGGACCGACUGCUGAGGCUUGGGGGCGGUAUGCCUGGACUUGGUCAGGGCCCUCCGACCGAUGCUCCUGCAGUGGACACUGCUGAACAAGUGUAUAUCUCCUCUCUGGCUUUGCUUAAGAUGUUAAAGCAUGGACGGGCUGGUGUCCCCAUGGAAGUGAUGGGACUGAUGCUAGGGGAGUUUGUGGAUGAUUACACAGUCAGAGUUAUUGAUGUGUUUGCUAUGCCUCAGUCUGGAACCGGUGUUAGUGUCGAGGCAGUGGAUCCUGUGUUUCAAGCCAAAAUGUUGGACAUGUUGAAACAGACCGGAAGGCCCGAGAUGGUGGUGGGUUGGUACCACAGUCACCCCGGCUUCGGUUGCUGGCUUUCUGGCGUCGAUAUCAACACCCAACAGAGCUUUGAAGCCUUAUCGGAAAGAGCCGUAGCAGUGGUAGUGGAUCCUAUUCAGAGUGUAAAGGGAAAGGUUGUUAUUGAUGCCUUCCGAUUAAUUAAUGCCAACAUGAUGGUUCUGGGACAUGAACCAAGGCAAACCACUUCAAAUCUUGGUCACUUAAACAAGCCAUCCAUACAGGCAUUAAUACACGGUCUUAACAGGCAUUACUACUCUAUUACCAUCAACUACAGAAAGAAUGAACUGGAACAGAAAAUGCUGUUGAAUUUACACAAGAAGAGUUGGAUGGAGGGUCUGACGUUACAAGAUUACAGUGAGCACUGUAAGCUCAAUGAGACGGUGGUGAAAGAGAUGCUGGAGUUGGCAAAGAACUACAACAAGGCUGUAGAGGAAGAAGAUAAGAUGACCCCCGAGCAACUUGCUAUAAAGAAUGUUGGGAAACAGGAUCCCAAGCGCCACUUGGAGGAACAUGUGGAUGUGCUGAUGACCUCCAAUAUUGUCCAGUGUUUAGCAGCCAUGUUGGACACGGUUGUAUUUAAAUAGCGGGUGAAUUGUGGGUGUGUGUCUGUGGCCAGAAUAUGUAUGGAAGCAGCUGACAACAUUCUUGGCUGUUUUAUAUUUCACAAUACUGUGUAUAAAUCGCAAUAAGCUUCAAUCCAUACG